This is a messenger RNA of Geodia barretti, 810 nucleotides long. The record is from the annotation of a GenBank genome assembly. NCBI's taxonomy places the organism in Eukaryota, Metazoa, Porifera, Demospongiae, Tetractinellida, Geodiidae.
CCUGCUUUGUCGCCUCCACAAAAUGGGCGAGUGUCAGUCAUAGCUCAAACAGUGGAUUCAAUAGCAAUCUACAGCUGUAACGAGGGCUUCUCGCUAGAAGGAGAAGCGACUCGCACGUGUAUUGACAUUGGAGAAGGACUGGUAAUCUGGACCGGACAAGAACCAACCUGUGUCCCUAUCAGAUGCCCCAGGCUCCCAGCUCCAGCCAAUGGGAGAGUGGUGGCUCCGGUUCGCACCGUCGGGUCGCAGGCUUCUUACUCUUGCAGCGAUGGUUACAGACUCAGUGGAGCGUCGACACGAGUCUGCCAGAGCAACUCCGAGUGGAGCGGACAGGAACCAAGAUGUGUCCUUGUUGACUGUGGAAGAUUGGCAGACAUACCGAGAGGGAGGGUCGAAGUGACAACCACCACAUUUCUUUCAACUGCCACCUACGUCUGUGACUCCGGAUUCUCCAUUGAGGGGACAUCUGUUCGUACCUGCCUUGCUACGGGGGUGUGGUCUGGACGAGAGCCUACCUGUACACCAUCAACUUGUGGAUCACUCGACAACCCGAGUAAUGGGCAGGUCACCAUUGCUGGAACCGGCAUCGGUGCCACGGCAACCUACAGCUGUAACACUGGUUACAUAUUCAGGGGUGUGGUCUCCAGAGUAUGUCAGGCCAACGGGCAAUGGUCUGGCUCUGCACCAACUUGUGAAGUUGUCACAUGCUCUGAUCUACCGGCACCAACCAAUGGAGAUGUUCAGGUAACUGGUUUCGAAUUCACCAGCACUGCCACCUACGUCUGUGACAGCGGCUACGUUCUGGUCGGA